Molecule: messenger RNA, 2019 nt
Organism: Limanda limanda (common dab)
Lineage: Eukaryota; Metazoa; Chordata; Actinopteri; Pleuronectiformes; Pleuronectidae
Gene: hdc
Product: histidine decarboxylase
Exons: 12
Coding region: 1-2019 (672 amino acids)
Biological process (GO): L-histidine catabolic process; histamine biosynthetic process
Molecular function (GO): histidine decarboxylase activity; pyridoxal phosphate binding
Source: RefSeq, a predicted model, not a curated record
AUGCAGGCUGAGGAAUACAAUCGCAGAGGUAAGGAGCUGGUGGACUACAUCACACAGUACCUGGGCUCCAUCCGGGAGAGGAGGGUGAUUCCAGAUGUGAAGCCCGGCUACAUGAGGGAGCUUCUGCCUGACGCGGCGCCUUCAGAGCCCGAGGACUGGGAGAGCAUCUUCAAUGACAUCGAGAAAGUCAUCAUGCCAGGGGUGGUUCACUGGCAGAGCCCUCACAUGCACGCCUACUACCCCAGUCUGACCUCGUGGCCCUCGAUGCUCGGGGACAUGCUGGCCGACGCCAUCAACUGUGUGGGAUUCACCUGGGCCUCCAGCCCAGCGUGCACAGAGCUGGAAAUGCAUGUGAUGGACUGGUUGUGUAAAGCACUGGGGCUCCCCUCCUUCUUCCUGCAUCACCAUCCUGACAGCAGAGGUGGAGGGAUACUGCAGAGCACAGUCAGUGAGAGCACCCUCGUCGCUCUGCUGGCUGCCAGGAAGGACAAACUCUUGCAGCUGCGGGCUGAGCUCGACCAGGACGUGGACGACUCGAUCCUCAACGCCAGACUGGUGGCUUAUGCUUCCGAUCAGGCCCAUUCCUCCGUGGAGAAGGCCGGUCUGAUCACUCUGGUGAAGAUCAGGUUUCUGCCCACGGAUGAGCAGUUGUCUCUGAGAGGAGACGUCCUGAAACAAGCCAUACAAGAAGACAGGAGGAUGGGACUGGUCCCGUUCAUGCUGUGUGCAACUUUGGGAAGUACAGGGGUGUGCGCCUUCGACAAGCUGUCUGAACUGGGACCAGUGUGUGCAGAAGAGUCCCUGUGGCUCCACGUUGAUGCUGCGUAUGCCGGCUCAGCGUACUUCUGUCCCGAGCUGCGCUGGUCGCUGGAGGGCAUCAACUUCGCUCACUCUUUUGUCUUUAACCCUUCCAAGUGGAUGAUGGUCCAUUUUGACUGCACGGCCUUCUGGGUGAAAGAUAAAUUUAAGCUGCAGCAGACCUUCAGUGUUGAUCCAGUUUAUCUCAGACAUGAAAACUCACUGGCAGCCACUGACUUCAUGCAUUGGCAAAUUCCCCUCAGUCGACGUUUCCGUUCUCUCAAACUCUGGUUUGUCAUGCGCUCCUUCGGGCUGAAAAACCUUCAGGCUCAUAUCAGACAUGGGAUUGAGAUGGCAAAGCUUUUAGAGUCUCACAUAAGGAGCGACCCACAUUUCGAGGUUCCGGCUGAGAGGCACCUUGGUCUGGUCGUCUUCUGUCUGAAAGGAGGAAAUGCUUUGACCCAGGAGCUGCUGAGGAGACUGACCCGGUCAGGCAGCAUGUACCUCAUCCCCGCAGACAUUCACACUAAACGCAUCAUCCGCUUCACGGUGACCUCACAGUUCACUACCGCAGAGGACAUCCUGAAGGACUGGGGCCUCAUCUCCAAAAUGGCCUCCACCCUUCUGGCGGAGACGCAGGGUCUGAAUAAUGCAGACCAACCAAAGACAGGGGAAGACGAGGUGAUUGUGGCAGAAGCGAACCAGGACCCAGACUCGGACACCAGGUCUGAUGAGAAAGAGGACGCUGCGUCCAGGCUGGACAAAGCUCAAGUUGAGCUGUGGAUUGACAAGGCUUGGAACCGACCCAGGAGAACCAUGCGUUCUCUCAGCUGCAGCAGCGAGCCUCUGCCGUACACCUGCACCGUGUCUGGUUGUGACUUCGACUUUAGGCCCAGUAUUAAAGAUGCUGCCAGGGGCCCCCCCACGCCAGCCACAACAGGAUCCGGUGCCAUGUACAAGAUCCCAGAGCUGCCUUCAAAUCUUGUGGGUAAACAGGUCCUGAAAAAGCUGACAAAGUUCUACAGCGUGCCCAGUUUCUGCAACCCGUGGGUGCAGUGCGGGCGGCACCAGCUGUGCUGCCCCUUGAAGGUUUCACAAGUCGCUCAAAAACACUUGUCCUCGAGCUGCAGGAGAAUGAACUGUAUGACGUCUUCUCCCGUAGCCAUCACAGCUCCCUCUCCGAAUCCACUGGAAACCGCCUCUGCACCCAAGCUCCUGUAA